UAUUUCUUUCUUUCAAUCACAAUUACGAGACAUGAGUUGCCUACAAUAUGGUUGGCCCGAACCCAUUGUCCGAGUCCAAUCCUUGUCGGAAACCGGUCUUUUCACAAUCCCAGACCGAUACGUCAAGCCACCGUCGGAGAGACCUUCCAUCCUAGCUUCGGAACCCCAACAAGUCAAUAUCCCCUUAAUUGAUCUUGGAAACCUACUUGCCGGCUGCGGCGGCGACCAAAUCGACCAUGAUAACUCGGCCACUAUCAUGAAUCAGAUUUCUGAGGCUUGCCGAGAGUGGGGCUUCUUACAGGUGGUGAACCAUGGCGUGAGUGUGGAGUUGAUGUCUCGAGCACUUCAAUUGUGGCGUCAAUUCUUCCAUCUCUCCAUCGAAGAGAAACAAGUUUAUUCCAAUUCCCCACUUACCUAUGAAGGCUAUGGGAGUAGAUUGGGGGUUGAGAAGGGAGCCAUUCUUGACUGGAGUGAUUAUUUCUUUCUUCAAUACUUACCCAACUCCCUUAAGGACCAUAACAAGUGGCCUUCUCUCCCAACUCCUCUCAGGGACACAAUCGAGGAGUACUGUGGACAAUUGGAGAAGCUCUGUGGCACUUUGAUGAAACUCUUCUCCAUUAACUUGGGUUUGGGUGAAGAUGAUCUACCCAAGGCAUUCGGAGGAGACGACAUCGGUGCGUGCUUGAGGGCCAACUUUUAUCCUAAGUGUCCACAGCCAGACCUCACACUUGGGCUAUCAUCCCACUCUGACCCUGGUGGCAUGACCAUUCUCCUCCCAGACGAUCAAGUCGCCGGACUUCAGGUCCGUCGAGGAGACUCUUGGAUCACCGUAAAAGGAGCUCCCGGUGCCUUUAUCGUCAACAUCGGCGAUCAGAUUCAGGUAUUGAGCAAUGCAAAUUACAAGAGUGUUGAGCAUCGGGUGGUUGUGAAUGCAGCAAAAGAACGUGUUUCGCUUGCCUUCUUCUAUAACCCAAAGAGCGAUAUACUAAUGGAACCAUUGAAGGAGUUGGUGACACCAGAUUGUCCAGCUCUUUAUACACCCAUGACAUUUAGCGAGUACAGACUACACAUGAGGACGAAGGGUCCACGUGGAAAAUCACAUGUGGAGUCCCUAAAAUCCUUGUGCUAA
Messenger RNA from Telopea speciosissima, 1129 nucleotides. RefSeq names its product jasmonate-induced oxygenase 1-like. The transcript is spliced from 3 exons. Lineage: Eukaryota; Viridiplantae; Streptophyta; Magnoliopsida; Proteales; Proteaceae. The record is from RefSeq and is a predicted model, not a curated record. Bases 32 to 1129 code for a protein of 365 amino acids.